Messenger RNA from Didymodactylos carnosus, 1608 nucleotides. The record is from the annotation of a GenBank genome assembly. NCBI's taxonomy places the organism in Eukaryota, Metazoa, Rotifera, Eurotatoria, Philodinida, Philodinidae.
AUGUCUGUUCGUUCUUCAUCCAUUCUAUUAUUAGUACUAUUACUAAUUAUUAUUAAUCUACAUGAAUUACAUGCACAACAAUUUCAAACUUCUUGUCCUUAUAUUCGUACAUCUGUAAUAGUAUCUGAUUGUGUAUUUGAUACUGGUCUUUAUUUAUCACUUGGUGCACGAAUAUUUAAUACACGUUCUAUUGAUUUUGUUGGUCACUAUUCACUUGAUUCCAUACCAGUAUUACCGGUUCAAAAUAAAUUAAAUACGGAACCAAUUAAUACACUUGUUUAUAAUCUAAGUGGAACAUUUGUCUCUAUUGUGCCAUUAAUAUUAAAUUGUCCACGUUUACCAGAAAAUAUUAUAUUUACAGAAUGUCAAUAUACAACUAUUAAACUUAAAUCUUCAAAAAUGAGACAACAAUCAGAAUAUGUUAGAGCACAAUUGAGUAUAUUAAAUGUUACAGAUCUUGGAAUACGUUCUGUCUUAUUUUUACAACCAGGUGAAAUAGCACUUCAAUCAUGCAAAGCAUAUGAUUGUGAUAAUCAACGUGCCUAUUUAACCGCCUCAAAUGAAACAUUUGACAUGUCAAUUCGUUAUGAAAAACCCGUAGAUUCUGUUUGUCAACUUACCGAAGAUUGUAGUUCCGUCAUAGAUUUAGUUCAUUGUUCUACACUUACACACACGUGUCAAUGUAAUAAUCAAAAUACAUCAAUUGUCGAUUUUAAUCAUUUGGGAAGAUAUUGUGUUGACUCUAUUACACAGUCAAAUUGUACAAAAUUUUCACGAAGAUGUUUAAAAUAUUGUGAUUCUAGUCAAACGCCCCAUUGUCUUUGUCCACCGAUAUUGACACGAAAAGUACGAAAAACAAAUGGACUAUACGAUUGUGAAUUAGAACGAGAUUCAUCAUGUACAGUUAAUGAUCAAAUUGCAAAAUGUCCAACAGGAACCUAUUGUGACGGCGUGAGAUGUCGUACCACAGUCUCAUUCGGUUCUAUUAGCCAAGACAAUGUCACAUUCUAUAGACGUACAUCGCCACCAACACUACAUGAACAAAAUCUAUUAUCAUCAACAGCAGACAUUAAAUCUCAUCGAUUUCGAAUUGCAUCAGCAUCCACAUACAGUGAAAAUAAGUCAACAAUUCCCACACCAACGCAAUCAUCUAGUCAAUAUAAAAACCAACGAAGUUUAUAUAAAAUUCCAAAUACACCACCACCAUCAUCUUCUAAUAAUUAUCCCGAUUCAUUAUCCACAGUGUCAACAAUUGUCAAUGGUCAAUCAACACCAUUUUGUCGCUACAAUCUACCAACUUCAUUUGACAAUUAUAUGAGUACAAAUACUGGUGGUUUAUUGCCGCAAUCUCAGUUAUCACCAAGAUUUCACCGUCAAACAACCACAACAUCACAACUACGUUCACUCAAUGUACCACCACCAAUUCGAACACCAUCAUCGACAAGAAUAAUGAUGUUUCCCGAUCAUACAAAUAUAUUAUCAAAACAUCUACCGCCAACAAGAAUAGUAACAAAUAAUUAUCAUCAAACAACGACAAUGAGAAAAAAUAACUCAACAAUGCCAAUUGUUACACGUUUACAAAAUGGUGAUGUACUCAUUUCAGCCUGA